Molecule: messenger RNA, 624 nt
Organism: Lachancea nothofagi CBS 11611
Lineage: Eukaryota; Fungi; Ascomycota; Saccharomycetes; Saccharomycetales; Saccharomycetaceae
Source: the annotation of a GenBank genome assembly
AUGAGCUCCAAAGACGCACCCCCUACUGCUGUAGUCCAUGCUGAAACGACUUUGCCAGACAGUACCGACUCUAGCGUUCGGUACGCUGCCUAUGCCAGUCGGUUGAGAACAAUCGCAAUGGCCUCCCACAGAUAUGUGGCGUAUACCUCAGAUAUUGGCGAAUCGUUUCGCCCAAUCUUUCCCCCCGCGAUGGUGAAAUACGGGUAUGGUAUUUCGUGGGCCUACAUAUUAGGGGACGUAUCGUACAUGUCCUGGAUGGCCAAGCUGAGAAAAGAGGGAAGAUACAGAACUGGAUUAAAACCAUGGGAUCCAACUCCUCCUGUCGACACUCAAUUGCUUGAAAGCGGCGAGCUGGCCAAGCUGCCAGACUGGAAAAUGGUAGGCCUUGAAAGAGCGAUUUUCCAGAGCGUUGCCUCCAUGGGGUUGCCAGCGUUCACAAUUCACAGCGCAGUAAAGUAUUCAGGCACUUGGUUCAACAAGCAAUUUCCUAAGAACGCCUUGUUAAGAACUUGGGGCCCUAUUGGGUUAGGAUUGAGUAUCGUACCUGCUUUGCCAUAUGUAUUUGAUAAACCAAUCGAGCAUUUGCUGGACCAGGUUUUCCAAAACCACCCAAAACAAGAGUGA